Messenger RNA from Castor canadensis (American beaver), 3042 nucleotides. RefSeq names its product regulator of chromosome condensation 1 (gene Rcc1). Lineage: Eukaryota; Metazoa; Chordata; Mammalia; Rodentia; Castoridae. The record is from RefSeq and is a predicted model, not a curated record. Gene Ontology annotation, cellular component: cytoplasm. Gene Ontology annotation, molecular function: guanyl-nucleotide exchange factor activity.
GAGACAGGGUCUCACUAUUUGCCCAGACAGGCUUUGAACUGUGAUCCUCUUGAUCUCUGCCUCCUAAAUAGGUAGGAUUACAGUCAUAAGCCACUAGCACCUGUGUGAGAUGCCUCUUGAGCCACUCCACCAACCCUUGUUUUGGUGGAACUGGUUUGAACUCAGGGCUUUCCUCUUGAACCACACCUCCCAUCCAUUUUGCUGUGGUUAUUUUUAUUUAUUUUUUGGCAGUAUUGGGGCUUGAACUCAUGUUACUGGAAAACCAGUCACCGGCACCUGGCUGAAUCUCAUUUUCUAACUCUCCUGAGGUUUCUCUAAGGAACAAAUGAGUUUAUGCAUAUGGAUGUGUUCUGUAGUUACAAAUGCCUUUUACAAAAUAGGUAAUAAUAAUCAUUUUUAUAAUUACAUUAAGCCAUGUGAGUGAGUAAGAUCUUGGAGGAAGACAACCCAGAAAGAUCAGAGGUCCUACGGUUAAAACUUGGAAACACCUCAAAGUAUAUCAUCCAGAAGAGGAACCCACAAUGGAGGCAGAGGUAAACUUGAAGAGGACAGGAAGAUGCCACCCAAACGCAUAGCCAAGAGAAGAUCACCCUCAGAAGAUGCCAUCCCCAAAAGCAAGAAGGUGAAGGUCUCACACAGGUCCCACAACACAGAACCAGGCUUGGUGCUGACACUGGGCCAGGGCGACGUGGGCCAGCUGGGGCUGGGUGAGAACGUCAUGGAGAGGAAGAAGCCGGCCCUGGUGCCCAUUCUGGAGGCUGUUGUGCAGGCCGAGGCGGGGGGCAUGCACACUGUGUGUCUCAGCAAAAGUGGCCAGGUCUACUCCUUCGGCUGCAACGAUGAGGGUGCCCUGGGAAGGGACACAUCAGUGGAGGGCUCAGAGAUGGUCCCUGGAAAGGUGGAACUGCAAGAGAAGGUGAUACAGGUGUCAGCAGGAGAUAGUCACACGGCAGCCCUCACCGAGGAUGGCCGCGUCUUCCUCUGGGGCUCCUUCCGGGACAAUAAUGGUGUGAUUGGGCUCUUGGAGCCCAUGAAGAAGAGCAUGGUGCCUGUGCAAGUGCAGCUGGACGUGCCCGUCGUGAAGGUGGCCUCAGGAAACGACCACUUGGUGAUGCUCACAGCUGAUGGUGACCUCUAUACCUUGGGCUGCGGGGAGCAGGGCCAACUGGGUCGUGUGCCUGAGUUAUUUGCCAACCGUGGUGGCCGGCAGGGCCUCGAGCGACUACUGGUGCCCAAGUGUGUGCUCUUGAAAUCCAGGGGUUGCCGGGGCCAUGUGAGGUUCCAGGAUGCUUUCUGUGGUGCCUAUUUCACUUUUGCUAUCUCCCACGAGGGCCAUGUGUAUGGCUUUGGGCUCUCCAACUACCAUCAGCUUGGAACACCAGGCACAGAAUCUUGCUUCGUACCCCAGAACUUGACAUCCUUCAAGAAUUCCACUAAGUCCUGGGUGGGCUUCUCUGGUGGCCAGCACCAUACAGUCUGCAUGGAUUCAGAAGGAAAAGCAUACAGCCUUGGCCGGGCAGAGUAUGGGCGGCUGGGCCUCGGGGAGGGUGCUGAGGAGAAGAGCACACCCACCCUUAUCUCCAGGCUGCCCACUGUCUCCUCAGUAGCCUGUGGAGCCUCUGUGGGGUAUGCCGUGUCCAAGGAUGGUCGUGUUUUUGCCUGGGGCAUGGGCACCAAUUACCAGCUGGGCACAGGACAGGACGAGGACGCCUGGAGCCCCGUGGAGAUGACUGGCAAGCAACUGGAGAACCGUGUGGUGUUAUCUGUGUCCAGCGGGGGCCAGCACACAGUCUUAUUAGUCAAAGACAAGGAACAGAGUUGAUGAAGCUUCUGAGGGCCUGGCUUCUGGCCCCCCCCACCCUCCCUCACAGAAUAGGGAAGCAAAGACAACUGCAGAUUCCUGAAGGCCUCUCCCCAGCCCUGAGCACACUGUCACCUCCUGCCUUUUUCCCAUCAACACAGCAGAAUCCUUGUCCUCAUUUUCUUCCUCCUUUCUGGAGUCAUCCUGGGACCUGCAGGAUGAAGAGGGAGGGGGAGGGUCGUUGGAAGGAACGCUGCUCCCUCCAGACCUACGUGGUCAGACCUUUGCUCACACUUCCCUACCUACCAUGGUCCUGGCUGGUCUUGGCUUUGCCUACCGAAAAACCAGAACUUCCUCCCCUGGGGAUUUGGUGGUCACACUCUGAGAAGUUGGAGUUCCGUCAAGCCCUACUCAGGCCACAUACAGCCCUUCUACAGCAGAUGGUGCGGUCACCAGACUCAGCUGUCACGGCUGACUCAGCUGGGGGAAUCUGGAGAAAGGCAGGGCUAUAGGGCCGUGGGUGACCCCAAGCCAAAUAUUUGGCUCUAAGCAGGUGUCCAUGGAGCAAAAGAAAGUGAUCCAGUUGAAGGAGACAAACCAUCUCGCUGUUAUCCCAGAAGCACAAAGCAGAUCUUGUUCCUCAGACCUGCCAUGUUUUCCCUCAACCAUUCAGGCUUGCUUGCCCACAGCCAAGAACCAGAAAGCUAUGUGGACAGGGUUGUAGGGGAGAGAGGAGGGAGGAUUUUAUAAAUAUACAGCAAUACUGAGGGAGGGACAGAGGCUGGUCCUAAGAAAAGGAAGCAGCGGCUUGUACAGUGGCUGAGAAAAUAGUUUUGAUUUUUUUUAAAUUGUAAGAUAUUUUGGAGGGGAGAGUGAAAUCUUUUAAAACUUUGAAUAAAUUAGAGUUUUGUAAAACAGGCCACUUGUUUUCUACACCCUCCCUGUUUUCUUGAGGGAGCACAUGCCAGAUGCGGGUUCUGUUGCAAAGGGAAGAAUAAACACAUGCCUGUGAGCCUGGUGUCACAGAUACAGUGUGAAGGAUAUCAAGAUAUCCCACUGCUCUGUGUACCUGCCAGCCAACCAGAUGCCAUUGGCUGCUCUAAGGACUUCAGAUCCAUCAAGAAGGAGAAAAAGGUGCUUGGGUGUUCAUUAUUUGGGAAUCACUGGAUUUUUUCUUUUUUUUAAUCAUGCUGCAUAAUACAAGAAAAAUGGGAUGGAUCUUUUAAUUUCUUAAUCCCAGA